Messenger RNA from Misgurnus anguillicaudatus (oriental weatherfish), 5842 nucleotides. NCBI's taxonomy places the organism in Eukaryota, Metazoa, Chordata, Actinopteri, Cypriniformes, Cobitidae. The record is from RefSeq and is a predicted model, not a curated record.
UAUGAAAUUGCUUGCGCUUUUUAUUAACGAUUUGCUUUUUUCAAUGCAAAGGUGAUGCAAUAUGAUUAAUGAAACGACUCGAAGUUUCUUCGGCCGCUGUCCAGGGUCCUGAUGCGUUUUCUGGCGUUGCUCCACUCCAACGCAUGCAGCUGGUCCUGCAAAUGGGUCAAGCAUGAGUUGAAUGGUGAAAUCCUUCAACUCGCUCGCCUGGUAUGUGUAACCACAAGACCGCCGUUACUCUCUGUGAAGAUUUAACCUUAUGAAUGUGAGCAAUCUGACAGGAAAUAUGCGGAGAACGUAUAAAGGCUAUAUGCUUACGCAAAACGUUCCAUUAAGCCGUCGAUGGACUCAAAACAGCAACCUUAAAACACCAAAGAUAAAGAGAGCGAGUGUGAGAGGGAGUUGUGGGUGUUUUAGGGGCUUCAUCUAAAUGCGCAGCGCAUAUCAGGGAACAUUGCGAGUCUGCGCAGAUAGUCGCCCGGUGUUGCAACACAAGAGAACAGCGAGUGAUAUCCAGACCACGUUUCUUAGUUUGCAUCUCUGCUUUUCUUUAUAUGUCCACCUAUCUCUCAUUUCGCACAAUCAGACUGCUGUAAGAGACAACCAUCCUCUUAUUUUUGUGGAGGGAGAACAUUUCUUUGUCUACUGAACUUGAAGUUUUUCAGUUCGUCUUGAGGGAAUGUUUGUGCACAAGCGCGCGCCGCAGCCGUGACAGACAGCGCGAGACAGUCUGCAUUCGGCACGUCCUUUAGCGAAACCUCCUGACUACAUGGACGGUUCAAAGAUGAUUUGAAGAACUGCAGCAGUUUUCCAGCGAACCUGUUUACCAUCCUGCACUUUAUAGUUCAUCUCCACAGCUGAUCAGUAUAUAAUCGCAUCAGUGCUCCAGACAAAAUGGCUUCCGCAGAGAGAAAAUGUCAGCACUUGUUUUUGCUCAUCCUUUUGCCUUUGAUCUCAUGCAUGCACCCAGACUGUGUCAUGCAGCUAGAGAAAGAGAAGUGUAUGGAAAGAAUGGCAAUGGAUGAUCCUAGCAGUGAACCUGAAUUAGUCUGCAGAUGGAUGUGGGACAAUCUCACCUGUUGGCAGCCGGCAAGAAUUGGCCAGGUGGUCUGGAUGCCCUGCCCUGAGUUAUUUGACUUCAUGAGCGAAGAAAACAAUGACUUUGGAAAGGUGAGUCGUAACUGCACAGAAUAUGGCUGGUCGGAAAUGUUCCCUCACUAUGUUGACGUUUGCCUUUUUAAUGACAAUGGAACAAACCCAGAUAUCUACUAUGUGUCAGUAAAGGCUCUGUAUACUGUGGGCUACAGCACAUCACUGGUGUCUCUCACCACUGCCAUGGUCAUUCUCUGCAGAUUCAGGAAACUACAUUGCACCAGGAACUUUAUUCAUAUGAACCUGUUUGUAUCCUUCAUCCUGAGGGCAAUCGCAGUCUUUAUUAAAGACGGCAUUUUAUAUGCAGAGGAGGACAGCAACCAUUGCUUCAUGCACACCAUGGAGUGCAAGGCGGUGGUGGUAUUUUUCCAUUGUUGCGUUUUGUCAAACUACUUUUGGCUGUUUAUAGAGGGCCUGUACCUUUUCACACUACUUGUUGAGACAUUUUUCCCCGAAAAAAGAUACUUCUACUGGUACACCAUUAUUGGAUGGGGUACUCCAACGAUUUGUGUGACAGUCUGGGCUGUCCUUAGAGCUCAUUUUGAUAACAUUGGGUGUUGGGACAUUAAUGACAAUGCUGCCAUCUGGUGGGUUAUCAAGGGUCCUGUUCUUGCCUCUAUCAUGAUUAAUUUUCUACUCUUCAUUGGCAUCAUUAUAAUCCUGGUGCAAAAGCUUCAAUCUCCAGAUGUUGGAGGGAAUGAAUCCAGCAUUUAUCUGUUAGUCUUAUAUAUAACUUUGUAUUACAAAUUGUUUUUAUUUAUAUUCAUUUUAAAUGAACAUCAGUAUAUUCAUGUGAAGUUCACUGAUGUGAUUGACAGGCGUCUGGCCCGUUCCACACUUCUCCUCAUUCCUCUGUUUGGAAUCCAUUAUACUGUGUUUGCUUUUACACCAGAAGAUGUCAGCAAGAGAGAAAGACUUGUGUUUGAACUCGGUCUUGGCUCAUUUCAGGGUUUUGUAGUAGCUGUCCUUUACUGCUUUCUCAAUGGAGAAGUGCAGUCAGAAAUCAAACGGAAAUGGCGCAGCUGGACGGUGAACCGCUACUUCGCCGUGGAUAUGAAGCACAGGCAUCCGUCCCUGGCCAGCAGUGGCGUGAACGGAGGCACCCAGCUCUCCAUCCUCAGCAAAAGCAGCUCACAAAUUCGCAUGUCCAGCCUGCAGGCUGAAACUCCAGCCACAUGAGAGCUCAGAAGACAACACACACGGUUCAGAAGUGCAGACUGAAUACCAAACUCCUCAAAACUACAUCUGUAUAAUAAUCUACAUCAAAAUCCAAGCAAGGUUUCCUCAUCUUUGGGGUUUGUAUUGUGUUGGAUAAAGGUGUAAUGAACAUUGAUGGUCUGUAGAGGGCAGGCUUUGCUAUGGAAAUCUGAGGAGCUCACAAUCACUGAUCUAUUGUGUGCCAAACAAUGAUGGAUACUUUUGCUAUGAACUGAGUUGAUCUAAAAGGAUUGGAAUCUAAGGCCACAGGCUGUGUACUAUAGAAAUUGAUGAAUCCAUUGAAAGAAAGGGUUUAAAGUAACUGAUGAUCGGGUAAUGAAGAACAAGGUGGAUGUCUUUGUACAUACCAACAGUGAAUCUGUUUCGCUUUUUCUAUUUUGUGAAACUUGUGUUUAUGCUCAAUACGAUACAUUUUUAAAAAAAAUCUCUGAGGAUACAGAUGGAGAAGAUAAAGAGAGUUAUAGCUGGUGUUGUGGUAAAGGGACAUGUGACAUGAAAAAGUUUUUGAAGGAGGACGAACCACAAAUUUCCCACAGGACUUAAUCAGUCCCUGAAUCUUGAUGCACAGACUCAUGUCAAAGUCAUGUAAAUAUUUUAUAUGCAGAAAAAUCAAGUCUAAGGAGAAAUGAUAAAUGCCAUGAAUUUUUUUUGGAGAUUUGUUCUUUACAGGUAUAUAGAUGUUUUUUGGGAGCAGUACAGUGCACAUGGUCAUGUGACCUAUUUAGCAUUCUAAUAGGAGGAUUGAAAACUUCUGGGCUUCAGUCACAGCCUUAAAUAAGGCUUAAACAUCAAUCUGAACAUUUCAGUCGAAGGGCUGAAAGAGACUUUUAUACUCUACUCUGGUUGGUUGGUUGGAUCAGAUUUUUUCUCCUGUGGAACCUGAUGACCUCACGUGUUACAUCACUUGUUUUCAUAAGAGGAUUCCUCAUUUAAUUUUUAAUGUGGUUUAGAUGCGCUUCUAGUUUUUUAAACAGCCGCUAUUACAGAAAAUGUCAAUUAAAAUAUGACAAUGCAACAACAGACAUGCCACUAGAUUUGGCAUAUUUACCUAUAAUUGGGUAAAAUGGGUAUAGGUUUGGUAUAAGACUUCUAUUUCCCCAACAGACAGUGGUUAUUGGGUCUUGUACAGUGAAUUUAGAGGAAGAAAAUUAUUAUGAAAAAUUAAUUUUGAAUCUUUACAAUAAAUCACCUAAACCACUGAAUAAUUUAAUCGACUAAGCAAAUUUUGUAAAACUUUUUUAAAGGAAAAUUUUCAGACGAAUUUUCUGAUACUAUUUGACCUUUUGCUCAUUUUGUAAUUUGAUGUCAUGAAAUUAAUAUUACUAGUAAGAUACCACAGAUAACACAUUUACAAAUAUAGCACUAAAGAUUCCAAAGAGUUUUUUUUGUAUUUUACCCCUACUAGAGAGCACCUGCCGUACACGUUUGCAAAGUCUUUGCAACUGAUGUCACUAAACUGAAAAUAUUCAAAUAUUCUCAUGAUUUUUUUCUUUCUUCAAAGUGCCUUUUUUGCAAAGAGACAUUUUAUUUUAAAGUUAUGCUACAACAUACAUAAAAUUGCAUCCCUGCUUGAAAGUGCUUUAAUUUUACGCUUAUAAAACAAAAGUUCAUCAGAGCCAACAAGACAAAAGGCAUUAAUGUUAAAUAAAAAUAAAUGGCAAUUGCUUUUUGUGUUAAUUGAUGAACUCCAAUAGUUAAGGGAAUGUAGGUAAUUUGCUUAAAUAUAAUGUACGUUUGAAUGAAAAUGAUUAUGAGACAUGCUGCAUCUUACUUCCAAAUUUAUUUAACAAACUGUUUAUAUUUAGAUCUAAUCUUUGUAAAGCAUUGUGAUUAUAGUUUUUAGAUGGAUCCAUCACAAACAAAAUGCCUUGUUUUUAUACCAUAACUGGAAAAAAAGAAAAGGCACAUAAUUAUAAAUAUGUUAUACAGGUAUGUUUUAUAUGAUCACUAUUUAUUUACAAAAUAGAUUUUUUUAGUAACUCCAUAAGCUAUCAAGAAUUAUGCAGAAUGAUUAAGCUCAGUGUUUACACAAUUCAUCUGAACUUUAACCUGAUAUACCCUUUGUCCAAGAUUUAUAAUGAAGCGAUGAGCAAAAAAUAUGAAUAAUUUACUAAUAAUUAUGAAAUAUGCCCUUUGCAUUUUCACUACUUCUGUAUAUCAUUCUCUGUAAUUCUUGUUUAAUAACAGUGUGAAGCAUUACACUUUGCUCGGCGUUAUAACAGUAAAGAUGCUGGAGCGAUACACUGUGGAUGCUUAAUGCAGAGAUUAUGAGUACUUUUCUGUGUAAAUGUUAAAAUAACACAAAAACUUUUCUCUGCAUUGUGAUGUUUAAAUGUAAAGUUCAGAUUCGCUGCAAACGAUGCAUGCUUUUCUGUAAUUUGUGGGCAUUAAAGCAUACAACAAAAGUAGGUGGCUUAUCGUAUUGAUGUGCAGUAGUAUUCUUGUUUUUGAAAAAAAAAAAACAGCUGUCCCACCACCAAAAAAAAGAGAUCUAGUAUAAUCUAGUCUAAAUUUAAGGCCAACAACCAUGUCCACUCUUUUUGGAUUUCUCAAUAAAUUCAGUACACUCUGAAUCAAAAAAUUGGUUCAACUUUAAAAAAGUAAGUUUACCUGGUUGCCUUAAAUAUUUUAGUUAAUUCAACUUAAAAUAUUAGUUGACAAAAACUUUUUUGAGUCAACUAAUAUUGUUGAAAAUUUUAAAGCAACCAGGUAACUUGGUUCAUUUUGUUUGUUUGUUUGUUUUUGUUUUCAGGUUUUUUGAAGUUUGUUUUAACAAUUCUCUGUACUGCACAUACGUUUAUUUUACAAGACCACCCUCAUACAGGUCACCAUUGAAAUCUACCCAGGCCUCACCCGGAGCCAGAUAACCUGCACAACUUUUAACCUUACAACAAUCAUCAAUAUUAAAAAAAAUCAACUACAUCAAAAUGAUUGUCUCUGUCCUACAUAUAUAGGCUGCUGGCUUAACAUUAACUAAACCCAAGCAGACAAUUAGAUUUGAAUGCUUUUCUUGUUGUUCUUUCUCUUGUAAAUGUAAAACGUGUGUAAAUGUGUAAGUAACAUGUACUGUAGAAAAAAAGAUAAUACGUAGAUGUAUAGUAUAUUCAAUGUUGCUUUAAUGGAAAAGUGGUAUUUAAGGCAAACUAAGUAUGGAAAUUGUGAGUGUUUGUCUUAUUUUAAACCACAUGAAGCACAUCAUUCACCGAAUAAUAGUGUUUAGAAUACUAAUAUAUCAGAGGAUUUUUAUUGGGCGUAGAUUUGUAAUCUUUUUGAAUGUUUUACACAAUGUUGCAGCAUAAUGCAACUAAUCAUGUUUUUACAUUUGUAAAUAGUUUUUUUUGUGUAUUUUGUUUAUAUUUUAUGGUGUAUUUUUUUAAUUGUUGGCAUUUUAUGUUUUUAUGUAUUGCAAUUCUUUGUGCCGAUUAUAGAAUAUUGUUUUCUGAAACACCAUUAAAUAAUUUAAAAAAGUUCA